AAAAAUUUCGCAUCACUCACAUUCGGAGGCUCGUAAAUUGUGAAUGAAAAUCGACAGCUACCGCUAGUAUUAUAUCUAACCGUUAAAAUCAAUUUCCGCCCGAAUACAAUUAGUGCAUAAAAUAGUGAAACGAUUGCCAGAUAUCCGUUGCGCGCGCCGCAAUCAAUAAUACGUCAAACAGGCGCUGGUUGUUCUGCGGACAGUGUAGCAUAAGCACAGAUAUGACGGACAUAGCUCUGACGAUUGUUAAAUGUUCCUCCGCUGUCCCGAAGCAUUCCUUUGAAUGGCGAACGUUGUUGCUGUUCGUUUUGUUGGCGCUAUUCAGUGAAUCAGUGCGAUUCACAAAUGGCGAACAUGUGUCACACUAUCAUCAGCAUAACUUCACCUGUGUGGAUUGGAAGCGUGCACCCGAAGCGGCGGCGGGUAAUUGCACGCGUUAUGGACGUUAUGGUGCGCUACGUUGCUAUGGUGGCAUAAAUAAUAUAGCCACAAUACCCGAGCAAAAAGUGCGUCGUUUAGAGGAGAUCAUUUUCUGUGGCUGGCCUGAGCGCGUCUUUAAUCCGCUCAUUGAUCUGCAGCCAUUUCCGAAAAUACGCUCGCUUAUAAUCGAAUACAGUAAUUUAACCGAAAUCACCUUCGAUUUUCCCGAAAUGUUUUAUUUACAGACUAUCAACAUAUCCUGGACGAAUCUUUCACACAUAAACACUCGCGCUUUCAAGCGUGUUCACGAUUUGCGUGUCGUCGAUCUACGUUGGAAUAAGUUGGUGCAGCUGGAUGGCCCGCUCUUGCUGCCGCGCUACUUUGAAAAGCUCUACUUAGCUGGCAAGUAUCCAGCGGUUUCUCUAAUGGCAGAUGUGUUCUGUCAUAUUUUAAUAUUCAUUAGUUCUUUCAUAGGUAAUCCGUGGAACUGCACGCGUAAUUUCAAAUGGCUUUUGAUACCUGAAAAGGGCGCCAUGGUCGCUGAUCGUGAUGAGAUUAUAUGUGCCGAUAAGAAGUAUAAGGAGCGUCAUAUGUUGACUGUGAUGAAUUAUAAAGUGAUGCUCCGCUCAGAAUGUCAAUCUCAUGAGGAUUUACAAAAUUGUACCUGCACAAUGCAUCAUAUCAUUCCGAAAACUCACAUACCGCUUUAUACCAUCAACUGUAGUAAUUUAGAAUUUCAAGCGAUGCCCAACUAUAUUCCUGAAAAUACAACAACAGUAUAUCUGAAUGAUAAUGAGAUCACCGAUGUACUUCCAUUGCGCAACAAUCCCACUUAUCGCCAUGUGGUGGAUGUACAUUUGGACAACAAUCGCAUAGAGAGCAUCGAUGUGCUAGAGGGCGGCUAUUGGUUCGAGCACUUUCGCUUGCUUAGCCUGCGCGGUAAUAAGCUGCAAAAGAUGCCCGUCUAUGCGCUUGAUAACGCGCUCGACGACAACCCAAAUGCGAAUCUGUUACUACUCAGCGGCAAUCCCUGGCAAUGUACUUGUAUCUUCACAAUGCGCUUCCGCGAGAUACUCAUGAAAUAUAUUGAAAUUAUGCGUGAUGCUCUUAAUAUCACGUGCACCUACAAGCAUAUCAGUCCAAUGCGACGUGCGAAUGUGCUCGCGAUUACGCGUGAGGACAUCUGCAAACCGGAGGAAGAGCCUAAAAUUUAUCCACUGGAUUUACUAAAUGGCGUUUUGGCCUUCCUGAUAGUCUUUAUACUAAGCAAAUUGGCUUACGACUAUUAUCACUAUAAGAACUAUGGACGUGUGCCUUGGAUUGUAAUGAAGUUGCCAUAAAUGAUCUGGAGUUGUUUAGGGAAUGUAUGAAUCCUGUGAAACAUAGAAAAUCUCUCAGUUGUGAUUGAUCGCUGUGUUGUAUUGUUGUGUACUUAAUUAAGUUAAGUUAGAUUUAACAGCCUAAUUCAUAGUCAAUCUUAAGUUUUGAAACAAGUGUGAUUCUAAAAGUAUUCCUUAUAUAUGUAUAUACAUACAUACAUAUAUUAUGUAUGCUAUAACUAAGUAUGUAUAACAAUGUGUUCCAUCUUUGUCUCGGAAACCGACAUAGUUGUGAGUUGCAAUAUACUUAUCAGACAAUCAUAAUUUUAAUUUAAAAUUAAGCUGUAAAAAUCUUUAUAUAUAAAAUAAAGCCCAUUUAGUUAAACCAUUUA
Molecule: messenger RNA, 2131 nt
Organism: Rhagoletis zephyria (snowberry fruit fly)
Lineage: Eukaryota; Metazoa; Arthropoda; Insecta; Diptera; Tephritidae
Gene: swi2
Product: Protein singed wings 2
Cellular component (GO): plasma membrane
Source: RefSeq, a predicted model, not a curated record